Caenorhabditis sp. 36 PRJEB53466 is the source of this 768-nucleotide messenger RNA. NCBI's taxonomy places the organism in Eukaryota, Metazoa, Nematoda, Chromadorea, Rhabditida, Rhabditidae. The record is from the annotation of a GenBank genome assembly.
AUGUCUUCUCCGUCCAAGCUCGCCAAGUACGGUCUCGAUCUUUCCGAAUCCGAAUCGGAAGAAGACAUGCCUCUGCCGGUCCGACCCGUCCGUCCCAAUGCUCCGUCGAAGAAUGCUGAAAUGAUGCGCGCAAUGUGGGAGGCCCACAAGUCCGAAAAGUCCGAUUCCGAUGAAUCUGAUGAGGAGGAGGAAUCCGAUGAGGAGGAAUCCGAUUCGGAUGAAUCCGAUGAGGAGGAUAAGGAGAACCGGGAGCCGUCGCCAGUUCCACCACCGCCUCCAGCAAGUGCACAACUUCCGUCCGUUCCGAAGCUGCCUAAAACUCCGAGUGCUCCGCCGGCAGUUCCACGUCAACCGUCUCCAGUUCCUCCGGCUCAACUGGUCCCUGCUCCUGCUCCGAAACCAAGUGCUCCUGCCGUCAAAAAGUCCACAACUUCAGCGGCUCCUGCUCCGAAAACGACGAGGAAACCCCGUGCUCCAGUUCCCGCCAAGGCUCCAGCUACGAACAAACCCCGUGCUCCAGUUCCCGCCAAGGCUCCAGCUACGAACAAACCCCGUGCUCCACGUCAACCGUCCUCUGCUCCAACCACGAACAAACCUCGUCGCAAGAAGCAACGGGACCAGCCGGUGAGCCAGCCGGCACCGUUCGCCUUCGACCCGAGAAUGGCGGCGGUGGCAAUCAAUCGGAAUGUGCACAGACGUCCGGAAGCCACCCUCAAACGGCCCGCCGCCGAGGCAAUCGCCGCACUCGCAAAACGACACAAACUAUAA